AUGUAAAUAAAUAAAGUAUGUUGUUUUGGAGCAGGUUAUGUUGGAGGACCAACGAUGGCUGUGAUGGCAUCCAAAUGUCCAAAACAGACAUUUGUAGUUUACGACAUUAAUGAAUAGUAAAUUGAAAAAUGGAAUAACAAGCAAUAUCCAGUAUACGAGAAAAAUCUAGACGAAUAUAUAAAUUAAACAUUGAAUACCAAUUUAAUAUUCACAUGCGACAUUGAUAUUGCUUUGAAAGAUUGUGACAUCGCCUUUCUAGCUGUCAAUACUCCAAGUAAGAAGUAUGGACUGGGAGCUGAAUCUUCAUUGGAUAUAUCAUACAUCGAUAGCUGUCUCCAACAGAUCAAAAAAUACCCUCUAACAAGAAAGUUAAUAUUGGUUGAAAAAUCAACUGUUCCUAUCAAAACCUGCGAUUAUAUAAAUGCUGUUUUAAGGGAUAAGAAUAUUUGUGUUCUAUCAAAUCCAGAAUUCCUAGCUGAAGGCACUGCUAUACAAGAUCUCCUUAAUCCAGACAGAGUGAUUAUUGGUGGGGCACUCGAAUCCGCUUAGUAGUUGGCAUCAUUGUAUGAAUAGUGGGUACCAAAAGAGAAAAUCAUCUUCACCAACAUAUACUCGGCUGAGUUAAGCAAAAUUGUUGCAAAUUCUUUCCUUGCUCAAAGGGUUUCUUCAAUUAAUAGUAUAUCGAUAAUAUGCGAUAAAAUUGGUGCUGAUGUUAAUGAAAGUAAUUUGAUCAGACUCUCUUAAUUUAUUAGUUUCCUAGUGCGUAGGGAGCGAUAGUAGAAUUGGUAAUAAGUUUCUGAAGACAUCGGUGGGAUUUGGGGGGUCCUGUUUAAAGAAGGACCUGCUUUGUUUAAUUUACUUGUGUGAGUCACUUUAGUUGGAUGAAGUUGCACAAUAUUGGAAAUAAGUGUAUAUACUUAAUGAGUUUCAAAAGCAGCGGUUCUAUAACUUAAUCACUACCUCAAUGUUCAACACUCUUAGAAAUAAGAUCAUUGUUAUUUUGGGAGUGGCAUUUAAGGCCAAUACCAACGACACAAGGGAGAGUGCCUCUUUGAUGAUCAUCCAAAAGUUAUAAGAAGAACAGGCCAUACUAAGGGUCUAUGAUCCUCAAGGUAAAAUAGACAAGUUGGAACAAUGUUAGAGUUUAGAUGGCAUCUUCCAAGGGGCAUCUGCCAUAGUGAUAUUGACAGAAUGGGAAGAGUAAGAAUGAGAGUAUCUUAUGAUAGGUUUACAAAAAUAGAUUAUGCUCAGGCCUAUGAUGAAAUGGCCAAGCCUUCCUAUUGUUUCGACGGCAGGAAUUUAUUAUAGGGGGAGGUGAUGAAGUCCCUUGGGUUUUUAUAUUAUGGAUUAGGUAGAAUGUGA
Paramecium octaurelia is the source of this 1362-nucleotide messenger RNA. The record is from the annotation of a GenBank genome assembly. NCBI's taxonomy places the organism in Eukaryota, Ciliophora, Oligohymenophorea, Peniculida, Parameciidae.